UUGCUUUUUUCCUGUGGAAAGAUUCCACUUUUUAUUGCAGGAUGGAGAUCAUACAGCUUUCCAGAUGUUUCUGGGUUCUACCUCCCAGCAUUUUUCAUCACCAGCUUUGCUGACUAGAGCUACUGAAAACUGGGGUCCAGCAUCUGGUGAACUGCUUUAUUCCUAUGCCUGAGUUAGCACUUUCUCAGAAGGGCACACAUGUCUGUACUGGAUGAAUGAAUAUACAUCUUCUCUUGGGAUUGGAGUAUUUCAUUCAGGAAUAGAGAUAUAUGGCAGAGAAUUUGCUUAUGGUGGCCAUCCAUACCCCUUUUCAGGAAUAUUUGAAAUUUCUCCAGGAAAUGCAUCUGAGUUGGGAGAAACAUUUAAAUUUAAAGAAGCCGUUGUUCUUGGAAGUACUGACUUCAUGGAGGAGGAUAUAGAAAAAAUUAUAGAAGAACUUGGAAAAGAAUUUAAAGGAAAUGCCUAUCACUUAAUGCACAAAAACUGCAAUCACUUUUCUUCAGCUUUAUCAGAGAUUCUCUGUGGAAAAGAGAUUCCUCGUUGGGUGAAUCGCCUUGCCUAUUUCAGUUCCUGUAUCCCCUUUCUCCAAAGUUGCCUACCGAAAGAGUGGCUUACACCUGCAGCCCUUCAGUCAAGUGUAAGCCAAGAGCUUCAAGAAGAACUGGAAGAAGCAGAAGACGCUGCAGCAUCAGCUUCCCUGCCAAAUUCAGCAUCAGGGGCACGGACUGGACAUCAUGCUAAAAUAUAGGUUUGGGCCAAAGUACUGUUACAUUACAGUCUUCUAAAGUUUUGUCAGUAACUGACUUCAUUGAUGAACUUCAGAGUGUGGACAUUUGGAUAUGUUUAUGGUAUGCAAGUGGUUCUCCAGAUCAAAACCAUGUUUUUUUGCUCAGGAUUUUAUAUGUAGUGAAAAGUUUUGGGAGAAAUGGGAAGUACAUAAGAUGGAGUUGCUGUCUUCAUUUUCAUCUAAUCAACAAACUUGGACCAACUGAGCAGAAGAGAAGCUAUUUACAGUAUUGUGUGCUGCUGUUUACAAAUCCCACAAGGAUAUCUGCCAUUGAAAUACAAAGUAUUAAUCAGCUCAGUCAGGCCAUCAUAUCAUUGGAAGUGAACCUGUGGUCUACUUUCAUUUAUUUUGUCUUGGAACUCAUUCGGUAAAAUAUUUCAAUUCCAAUUACUGCUAAUAGUAGAACACAGAAUUGAAUACUGUAUGUAAACAGAGUACAUCCUGAAUUCUGUUUGAUAGUCCUAAUUAGAGUAGACCCACUAGAUCAACUUCACUGGUGAAUCAACAUGUAGAUAAAUCUCAUUUAAUCUAAGUAGGACUUAACAAUAGGAUUCAGGCCAUAACAAUCAAUACAAAGAAAUCUGUCCAAGGAAACCAAUUGUAUCUGCUUACGAAGAGAAAAUUAGAAUUUUAUUACAAAACCAAGCAUGUUGUUGGCUUCAAACGCAAUCUUUUCAUCCUCUUUUUUGGUCUGACUUGAAAAUGCGAAAGAUCACUUGGAACAUCAAUAGGUUUUUUCCCAAACUAUGACCAGGUAACAGUGCCUAUUUCAUGUUGUUUAAAAUGUAGAACUGUAGGAUGAAAAAAUGGAACACACAAUCAGUUUCCUGCAGCAUUAGACAUCAACCUGCUAAUAAUAGGCUCUUGGCUAAUGUCAAUUUGGCCAAUUCUGCAGCCAAUUCAAUCAACAGUUAAUUGCUUGUCAGAGGUAACAUUUAUUGAGUGAAAGGGUUUUUUUCAACUUAGUUUGUCUCUAGCAGAGCGGUUGAUAGCUAUGGUUGCCUUGUGAUUUGUUUGUUUGCUGCCACUAUUUCUUUAAUUAUGUUAGUUUACAACAGCAAUAUAUACUGUAUGAAUGAUAAAAGAUCUAUAGGAAUUAGCAAGAAGCCAGAUGAAUUCCAUAUAUUUACUCUGCCUUCCCCAUCUCUUAUCGAGAGUGAGUACAGUAGUUAUGGCAAACUGGAAUCCGGUUCAGAUUUUUAUUAUAUAUGCUGCCUUAAAGAUCUUCCAAUUCAAUGGAAUGAAGCCAACUGGAAAUGAUAUACAAAAUGACAUUUUACAGAAAUCUACAUAACUGAAUAUACAAAUAACACUUGGCUUUGUUAGUUAUAUUGCUGUAUUUGCUGAACGAACUGUUCCAAUUUGAAUAUAUAUUCAAUCAGACAAAUUGGACGGUAUUUUUUGACAAAUCAGAAGACUUUAUGUUUCAUAAAUUGGCAGUAAGAUUUGACAUGCUGUUCUAUAAACGAUUUUUCCAAAGGUGGCAAAAAUGCUGUUUUUCAGUAAUAAUGGCAGUAGUCAUUUUUCUAACCACUUCAGUUCCUAUUUAGAUUUAUUUUAUGCUCUUCUUUGUGGGAGACAUUUUUGUUGCAAAAUAUACUCAGGUAUGUAACAUUCUGUUAAAAGUCAAAUAAUAGUUCUAAAAAAUGUGAAGUACUGAGAUUAUUUCAUAUGUUAACCUUCCUUAGACUAAUCUUCUUGGAAACCUUGCCUAAUUACCAGUGCCAGAACCAUUUUUAAUUGGUCAUUAGCAUAAUCUGUAUUGUUACAAAUGAGGUGACUUAGUGGAACAUCUGUAGGUCAGUAGAAAUGGUUUCUCAGCACUACAAUGAAACCAUAGUUUUCAGCUUGGGUCUGAAGCUAUUAAUUAAUAUUGGUUCUUAUCCUGAGCCUGUGUGUGUUGCUGCACACAUGAUCUUCUCUGUAAAAAAAUUCCUGUUCAUUUCAGUGAGAAGGGCAGCUUCGCACAUGUUUUUCUAGGCACAUAUAAAAUUAUCAUCUCUUUUGAAGUGAAUGUGUAGCCUUUGUGGGUACUCCACGAAGCUGCUGCAGUCUCACAAAAUUUUAGAAUUGUGGUGGGAGUCAGCAAUUCUUUAGCUUGUCCUACGUUGUUUGGACAAACUUUAGGAACUAAUUUGAUUUCCAACUAAUUUUUACAAAACAAUUGGCUUUCGAUUAAUAUUCACAGUACUACACAACACAUCCAUCAUUUUGUAAUCAUGCACAGCAUGUAAUGCAGCACCAUUCACAGCACGGUAAGUAAAAACAAUUGAAGUAAUUAACUGUUCCACUUUGUUUGAAAUUUCCUGUUAUUUUAUUUUUAAUCAAUUUUUGUAGUUUAUGUCACCAAACAAACUUACCGCCUGAACCCUGAAGUUGAUAUUUAACAUCAUUAAGUAGUGUGGUGAUAUUUUUGUAUCUAACCAUAUAUACUACACUCACUAUCCACUCGGUUCCUUAAAAGAAACAACCUGCCAAAGUCUGCUCUCAUAGCAAUAGUUCAAGUUACUUUUCACCAGCAUUAGUACUCAGUAAGGAGUACCUUGCCUGCCAGUGGCCAUAGUGUGCAUUAAAAAACUUGAACAAUGUUAUAAGCUAAAAUAGUCAAUACCUGAAAUUUUAGCAACAAGCAGGUAGAAAAAGUGCAUUCGGGGUUCUCCAUCCAAUCUCUCCCAAUUUCUAAUAUUUGAUUAUUUUUCUUUUAAGAUGGAUUACUAUAGUCAUUUUGUAUGUUAUCUUAUUAAAGCCAUUUUUAUCAAGAUGUCACUCUUAUUCAGGAAGCCAAAAAUUGCUAUAAAUUAGUGUGCAUCAGUAGACUGGAUAAUGGUUCAGUAUUAAGAAUGCAGUGAGUUUUCCUCUUAGAAACAUGCAAUACAAUUCUGAUCAUAACAGAUAAGAGAAUUUUCACUUUUAGGUGGUUACAGCUACAGAAUUUUCACUGACACUUUUUUUGUAAACUAAUGAUAAGUUUACUGUAAAGCAUAGUAUUUGUAUAGCCAGAGAACUUUGACUUUUGUUACUUUGACAUGUCAAACCUAUUACAAACUUGAAUCCAUCCAUUUAUUAAAGAUAAUUUUGUAGAAAAA
Messenger RNA from Anolis carolinensis (green anole), 3873 nucleotides. It is a transcript of the gene desi2, whose product is annotated as desumoylating isopeptidase 2. The transcript has 5 exons. Gene Ontology annotation, biological process: protein deubiquitination. Lineage: Eukaryota; Metazoa; Chordata; Lepidosauria; Squamata; Anolidae. The coding region runs from base 212 to 748 and encodes 178 amino acids. The record is from RefSeq and is a predicted model, not a curated record. Gene Ontology annotation, molecular function: deubiquitinase activity.